AUGGCCAGCCCUUUGACCCAAGAUUUCUGUCGUCUUGUACACAGUUCUGAUGAGCUCCCGGAAAGUGUCAUCACCUCGGAACCCAUUCUCCAAGCUGUAUCAGUCAAGAAGAUCAACGCUCCUGGUGCUUCUGGUUUGGAUCGUUACAGGGUCAUUUUAUCCGAUGGCACACACUUCUUACAAGGCAUGCUAGCUACCCAGCUCAAUCCUAUGGUAGAUAGUAAAGAGUUGGACAAGAAUACCGUUAUCAAACUCAAAACUUUCGUCACUAAUGUGGUUCAAGGCCGGAAACUCAUCAUCAUCCUUACUCUUGAAGUCGUACCGUGGUCAGGGGAGAAAAUUGGGAAUCCGACCAAUGUUGAACAAGCCGCACCUCUUGCCGCCCCUCAGUCUGUGUUGAAACCGAGUACUACGGCCAAUGUCAAUGCUUCAAAGCCGGUGGCUAAGCAACCGCAAAAGACCGCAGCGGCACCCAUGGGUCCGUUGUAUCCUAUCGAAGGGUUGAGUCCAUAUCAGAAUAAAUGGACAAUCAAAGCUCGUGUAACGCAAAAAUCUGAUCUCAAGCAUUGGUCAAAUCAAAGAGGAGAAGGGAAACUUUUUUCAGUGACAUUCAUGGAUGAUACAGGCGAAAUCCGUGCUACUGGUUUCAACGAGACUGUUGAUCAAUUUUAUGAUUUGUUGCAAGAAGGAAAAGUUUAUUUCGUUUCAAGAGCAAGGAUCAAUAUCGCAAAGAAACAAUUCAACAAUGUCAAUAACGAAUAUGAAAUCACAUUUGAGAAUAGUACAGAGAUUCAACCGUGCGACGACGAAAGUGUCCCUCAGAUCAAAUACAACUUCAAAUCUGUCGGUGAUCUUGGUGAUCUACAAAAAGAUGAGCUAUGCGAUGUCAUCGGAGUGGUUAAAGAAGUCGGAGAACUCGGAUCUGUCACUUCGAAAGCUACCAACAAACCUUUCGCCAAAAGAGAUAUUCAACUCGUCGACCAAUCGGGUCAAAGUGUUCGCUUGACAUUAUGGGGGAAACAAGCAGAAACUUUUCAAGCAGAUGAUGAACCUGUCAUCGCAUUCAAAGGUGUCAAAGUUGGAGAUUUCGGUGGUCGUUCACUUUCAAUGUUCUCAUCAGCGACAAUGGCGCUUAAUCCUGAUAUACCAGAAGCUCAUUCUCUUCGUGGUUGGUACGAUGCAGAAGGUCGUAGUAAACAUUUCCAAGCUUACACUUCCGCAACUGUAAGUAACUCAGAUGGACAAAUCACCAAACCUAGUGAAAUCAAAACUAUAGGUCAAGCAAAGGAUGAACAAUUAGGAAUGAGUGAUAAGACGGAUUAUUUCACAACUCAAGCUACUGUCAGUUUUAUAAAAAGUGAAACUUUUAGUUAUCCUGCUUGUGCAAAUCCUGAUGGAUGUAAUAAGAAAGUAACGGAUGAAGGUAGUGGAUGGCGUUGUGAGAAAUGUGACAAAACUUGGCCUUCACCCAUUCAUAGGUAUAUUUUAUCGAUGAACGUCAUGGAUUAUGCAGGAUCGUUUUGGAUCACUGCUUUCAAUGAGGUAGCAGAGCAGAUCAUGGGGAUAUCAGCCAAUGAAUUGAUGGAGAUGCGAGACAAUGGGAAUGAUGUUGAAUUUCAACGAUCUUUCCAAAAGGCUAGUGGUAGAACGUAUAACUUCCAGAUGAUGGCGAAACAAGAUUCUUUCAAUGACCAACCUAGAGUUCGAUAUCAAUGUCGUCGUGCUGCUUUACCAGAUUAUCCAGCCGAUAGCGCUCAUCUCGUUUCUCUUAUCAAUUCCAUUUCCGUGUAG
Tremella mesenterica DSM 1558 is the source of this 1791-nucleotide messenger RNA. RefSeq lists its product as uncharacterized. Gene Ontology annotation, molecular function: DNA binding. Gene Ontology annotation, cellular component: nucleus. Bases 1 to 1791 code for a protein of 596 amino acids. Gene Ontology annotation, biological process: DNA replication; DNA recombination; DNA repair. The transcript is spliced from 10 exons. The record is from RefSeq and is a predicted model, not a curated record. Lineage: Eukaryota; Fungi; Basidiomycota; Tremellomycetes; Tremellales; Tremellaceae.